Molecule: messenger RNA, 4857 nt
Organism: Melampsora larici-populina 98AG31
Lineage: Eukaryota; Fungi; Basidiomycota; Pucciniomycetes; Pucciniales; Melampsoraceae
Exons: 21
Coding region: 1-4857 (1618 amino acids)
Biological process (GO): error-prone translesion synthesis; double-strand break repair via homologous recombination
Cellular component (GO): nucleus; zeta DNA polymerase complex
Molecular function (GO): nucleotide binding; DNA binding; DNA-directed DNA polymerase activity
Source: RefSeq, a predicted model, not a curated record
AUGAUCGUACAAGACUCAAUCAAUCAAUCCAAACCGUUGAUUCGAUUUCGACUUACUCAACUUGAUGCCGUUAGUCUAUCUCCAGAUGAUUGCUCGUCUCACGCUCUUCGAACAUCUCCAUUCUUGCCAGCGGGACGUCAGCUUAACAAGGUCCCGGUCAUCAGAAUCUUUGGCGCCACUCCUGCCGGUCAACGCGUCUUGGCUCACGUGCAUGGUGCCAUGUCAUAUUUUUACGUUCAAUACGAUGGUCCAAUCGAUCCAGACACCGUGCAUCGAUUCAUUCGUAGGCUUGGUCAUGCCCUCAAUUACGCCACAGCUGCCUCACUCGGUCAAGUCAACUCAAACAAGUCAGCAGAUCGCUCGCGACAUCAAUAUGUAGCAUACAUAGCACUCUGUAAGGGUGUUCCCUUCUACGGAUUUCACGUCGGAUAUCGUUACUUCCUCAAGAUAUAUUGUCUUCAAGCGCGAUUCAAAAAGCGGAUGGCAGAUUUACUCCGAAGUGGCAAAGUUAUCGAUCCAUCAUCUCACUCACCGUAUCAGACUUCGAACAAUCAAAGAGGUUCAUCAGCCCGUGCCGGAUUCAAGGUUUUUGAGGAACAUAUCCCAUUCCAUCUUCAAUUUAUGCUGGAUCACAAUUUAUACGGAUGUGGGAUGAUAGAAUUAUCCGAGUGCAGCUUUCGCCUACCACUCCCUGAUGACCUACCCCAGUCUCCCAAUUCAAACGUCGCGGGUCUCUUUUCAGCCGGCAACGUGCCGACUGACUUAUUGGGUCCACGAAGCUUAACUAAAACCUCUCACUGUACCUUGGAAAUCGAUUGUCAUGUCUCGGCGAUCAUGAACCGGCACAUUGUUCAAGAACGAGCUUUACACGACGAUUUUCAUGAAUUACUCGGUAAUCCCGCUUUUGGAGAUGAAAAACUUGUUCACAGCGUCAAGGAACUCUGGGAAGAUGAACGGAGGAGAAGACAAGCACGAGGUAUGACUGGACCCCACGAAGUAAGCGAGUCUGGCCCCUCGAGCCAAAGGAUCUUUGGUAAGGGUGAACAACCCGAGUGGGCCAUGGAACCUGAUUAUCGACAGCAGAUCAAAGCUCUCGUCGAUCAAGAGCUUCGUAAACGCGGUGAAAGUCGAUUUGAAUCAUUUGUCAAACCGCAAUCUUAUUUAUCAAAUAUGAUCCCAACCACUUUUCAAGCUGUAGAAGCAAUUCACAUGUCUACGUGGAUUCGAGAUGAAACCAACGAGAAUCCUUUCGGUGUAUGGGCGAUCAAUGGCAUCGGGAUCAGUCGCUUGGCUGGAGAGCAAGACUACAAGGAUGAUGCACCAGACGAAGAUAACGACGCGGCUAUGAAUAUUGAGCUCAAAGAGUACGAAGAUGUAGAUCUACCAGACCCGACAGAAAAACCAUCACACCCUCCGUAUCCUGAACCACUCAUCAACUCCAAACGUCAUUCCCACGCUUCCAUUCCUCAGAUUGACAAACCUUCAUUUGAUGAAACUUUGUUGGAAGAUCUUACCUUCAGUGACUUCGCACUCACACCCUCUACUCAGCCUAAUUCGCAGCCGCAACAACAACAACAACAACCGCAACAACUACCUGCCCACACAACACCUAUCUCUUCAUCAAACGAUUUUUCUAUGGAUUCAGCGCGUCGGGCACGGUCAUCUAAACGCCUUAGCAUCGUGCUCACAACCCCUAUUGCACCAAAGAAUCCAUCAAAGUCUUGGUAUCAAUACUCAAUAACACCUCCAGCUUCAAAGGAGUUGCUUCGGACAUUGAUACCAGCAAAAGUGUAUAAAGAUCCAUUCUAUUCAGACCCAAACGAUGUCCCGAAUCGUAAACGCGAAUACGGCGGCAGAUUGUACACAAUUUUAGGAUCUACCCUUCGUUAUUUGCCUGAAUUUACUCAUCAACUUGACUUGAGCUUCAUGGGUGCAGGUGAGAGUGUUUACGGGUCUGGGGAAAGGAAGGCUAGGAUCACGCGCUGGGAAUUCGCGAUUGGUCCUCCUAGGAUCUCGGAGCUGAGACAACAUCAGAUCUUAGAGAAAUCCAAAAGACCCGAAAAUUAUUUGAUGAUCUCUCAGAUUGAAGGCCCUACUCAAAAGAAUGAAGGUUAUAAAUAUACACCCAUCAAGAAGAAGUUGGAAAAUGAAGACCCAGAAUCCCAACAAAUGGAUGUCUUGGCAGUCGAAGUACAUGCAAAGAAUCGAGCGGAUCUGAGACCAGAUCCAGCCCAAGAUCCAAUCGAAGUAGUCUUCUAUUGUUUACAAUCAUCAAGGAGGGUUGAAAGAGGAAAUGGAAGGAGACCAGGAACGUAUGUGGGAAUGAUCGUUGUGAAAGGAGGAAACCACGGCGGUCAGAAAGUCAAAUACGCAUUGAAUGAUUGUUUGAUUGAAGUUGUAGAUACCGAAAUUGAAUUGAUGAAUUUACUAAUCGACAAGGUCAGAGAUUGGGAUCCUGAGGUUUUGACCGGUUUUGAAUUAGAGAGUUGGUCUUGGGGCUAUGUGAUGGGAAGAGGUCGUGAAUUAGACUUUGAUGUUGUACAUGAGUUUGGAAGAGUCAAACACGAGUCUCAUGGUAGAUUUGCGGGCAAGGAUGAUAAAUGGGGUUAUACCCAUGGAUCUUCAAUCAGAGUUAGUGGUCGUCAUGUACUAUCGAUCUGGAGGAUCAUUCGAUCUGAAUUAGCAGUCACACAAUAUACAUUUGAGAACUUGGUUUUUCAUAUCCUACGCAAACGCCUUCCACAUUAUUCAUUUGCGACGUUAGGCAAGUGGUGGAGAUCUGGAUCAAUUGAACGACAAAGGAGAGUUCUGUUGUAUUAUAUGGAUAGAGUCGAACUGGACAUACAUUUAAUGGAUGAGACUGAAAUCAUUUCACGUAAUGCUGAAAUUUCGAGGGUACUGGGGGUUGAUUUUUUCUCAGCUAUAUCCAGAGGGUCACAAUUCAAAGUUGAAUCAGUCUUAUUCAGGAUUGCUAAACCGGAGAAUUAUUUAUUACCGUCACCAAGUCGAGAAGAGGUCGGCCAACAAAACGCAGCAGAAUGUAUCCCAUUGAUUAUGGAACCUCAAUCUGCGUUUUACAAAAGUCCUUUGAUUGUUCUUGAUUUUCAAAGUUUAUAUCCUUCAAUCAUGAUUGCGUAUAAUUAUUGUUAUUCAACUUGUCUUGGAAGAGUUGGAACGUUUAAAGGUACCAGUAAAUUUGGGACUAGCGCUUUGGAUUUGCCGGACGGAUUAUUGAGCUUGUUGAAAGAUCAUCUGAUAGUCUCCCCGAAUGGUUUGAUGUUUGUAAAACCUCAAGUUAGGAAAAGUUUGUUGAGUAAGAUGUUGAGCGAGUUUUUAGACACAAGAGUGAUGAUCAAAGAAAGCAUGAAGGCUGUCAAGGAUGACAAGGGAAUGUGUAAGAUGAUGAACGCGAGACAAUUGGGAUUAAAAUUCAUCGCCAAUGUCACCUACGGUUAUACCAGUGCAUCUUUUUCCGGAAGGAUGCCUUGUGUUGAGAUUGCGGAUGCGAUCGUACAAACAGGUCGAGAAACAUUGGAAAAGUCCAUGGAAUUUAUCCACAGUGUGAAGGAAUGGGAUGCCAAGGUCGUGUAUGGCGAUACUGAUAGCUUGUUCGUCUAUUUACCUGGUCGCACAAAGGAAGAUGCAUUUAGGAUCGGAAAAGAAAUGGCAGAGGCAGUAACAAAACGAAAUCCUGCACCAGUGAAGUUAAAGUUUGAAAAAGUCUAUUUACCAUGUGUGCUGAUGGCAAAGAAGCGGUACGUGGGAGCAAAGUAUGAAUCUUUGGCAGACGCCGAACCUCAUUUCGAAGCAAAGGGGAUCGAAGUCAUCCGACGAGAUGGGAUUCCUGCCUUACAGAAAAUUCAAGAAACUUGCCUCAAGAAACUUUUCAGAACGCAAGAUCUAUCGGAUAUCAAGGCCUACCUUUAUCGUCAAUGGCAAAGACUGUUGCUAGGUAAAGUGUCAAUCCAAGACUUUACAUUUGCAAAAGAAGUCAAGUUGGGAACAUACAGUGAAAAUGUACCGCCACCACCCGGUGCGCUCAUUGCGGCGCGCAAGAUGGCUUCCGACCCUCGCACUGAACCAGCUUAUGCUGAACGAGUGCCCUAUGUGAUUGUCAAAGGCGCUCCUCAGUCUCGUCUUCGCGACAGAGCUGUUCCGCCUGAAGUCGUCUUACAAAACCCGAUUUUGGCACUUGACUCAGAGUAUUAUAUCACACGAGUGUUUAUUCCAUCUUUGGCUAGGAUCUUCAAUCUGAUUGGAGUCGAUAUUGCCAGUUGGUAUGCUUCCAUGCCGAAAUUUGUUCGGAUAUUUAAGCCAAUAAAAGCCGGCCCGACCGGAGAUGCAAAAGAAGCUUCAGAUGUGGCCAAUGAAACUGCACAAAUGAUCUGGCUAAAAUCUAACAUCUUUCAAAUAGCGAGUCGAGGAAUCUUAUUAUGUCAAGCAUGCUGUGAGCAGCCUGAUGGGGUUGCAUAUACUUUGAUGGCUCGCGCACGAGCACGAGAAAAGAAGUUGAGAGAUAUUGAAGGAGCUUGUAGGAUUUGCUCGAACACACCGGCUUUAGAGUCAGUUGAGUGUGACUCCUUGGACUGUGGGAGAAUGUACGAGAGGGUUAAAGCAUCGACUGCAGCGGGUGUGGAGGCAGGCACAGAGGUUUUGGAGACGGUCAAAUGGCUUGAUGGAGUGAGUCACGUGAUUCCUGAGAUGUACCCGCCCAGAUGGACGGAAGCCAGAAAACACCGUGGCACUGAUUCUGAUCUUGGUUUUUGUCUCGUUCCUAGGUUUCAAGGAAGAGGUAUACCGGUACUGCAAAAAGCAAAGAGUUUGAAUGGUGAUCAGUGGCUAGAACUUAUAUCUUGA